GAGAGAGAGAGAGAGAGAGAGAGAUUCUUGUCUUUUCCCCCAUAAAACAUAAGGAGUUCCGGCGAUGAUGUAUGAUUCGAGCUCCGGUGAUGAUGAUUCGAGCUCCGGCAAUGACGACUCGAGUUCCAGCGAUGACGAUUCGAGCUCUGGUGUUGUUUUGAUUUGGUUUUCUCUUUUUAUUACACACAACUAUGAAUUGCUUUAUUAUAAUGUGAUAUUUCUUGUUUAAGUUGAUUGGUUUUGUUUUCAGUAUUGUGAAGUGGUGUUUUUCUUAAAUUAAAUUUGGUUACAGUGGUGUUGUUUAGGAGAAAAGUUACUUGUAUUAAACGUCACUUGUAUAAUUUGGUAAAGUGAUUCACGAUUUUCUUUGCAAUCCAAAUAAUUAAAAAGUGAGAUGGUUUGUUGAAGACAUAAAACACUUGAGCCAACUUAUUACAAAGAUAACAACUCAAUCAGAUUCAAACUCAACAAAAGCUUAUGCUGAUAACAAAAGAAGGCUUUUAACUCAAGAACGCAAGCACAAACGGAGCUUUGUGGCAUUGAUUUUGAUAAGUCUUUAGUGAAGUUAAAUGAGCUCUCUUCAAUUCUCUUACACAACUCUUAUACUUGAGCAUUCAUGAAAAAAACUGUAGUAGGUGGUUUGAUAAGGAGGCGUCCCGCAGAACGGCCCGCGAAAACCUAUAUAUUUUGCAGUACGGGUUUGGGCCGAUAUUUUGAAGACCGCAGUCCACGCGGGAUAGGUCCGCUGUAAUCCGCUCGACAACAACCCAUCCCGUUUGACAUCUCUAAUCCAAAGUCAUAUGUCUUCACGAUGAGACCUUCUCAAAAUUGAUUUUAUUUAUUUAAAUAGCCGCGUUCAGGCGACUACGUGAUCAACGCUCCAUGCCAUGUGGGCGACGUGUCAUAGAUUAUAAAUAAAUAAUUGUAUGUAUACGAUAAUAAAUGGCGCUUCUCAAUUAGUGUCCAACGUUUUAAAUACAGCCAUCUUCGUGCAGACCGACGAACUGAGAGUUUCUUCUUCAUCCUCACCGAGAAAUCUCUGUGGCGUUUUGCCGGAGAACUUAUAGUGGUUUCUAUCUUACUCAAAAGAAUUAGGAAUUAGACAUGGAUAGCGAAACCUCUGUCAAAGAGAAUCAAAGGAACUUCGACAGGCUAAGCAAUCUACCUGAUUCGUUGCUAUGCAAGAUACUCUCUGACUUCUCCACCAAGGAAUCGGUUCGCACCAGCGUUUUAUCAAAACGUUGGAGAAAUCUCUGGUUGAAUGUUCCAGUACUGGACCUAGAUACUAGAACAUUCUCAGAUGAUGAUGUCUUUGUGAGUAUCAUGGAUAGGCUUUGUUCUGAAAAUGAGCAACGAUUUGAGAGAUUCAAACUGAUAUAUCAGUUAUACGAGCAUGAUGAAUCUCGUUUCGAGUCUUGGAUCGAUGCUGUGACUGGGCGUAGGAUUCUUCAUCUCAAUGUUUAUAAUGAGUUUGACGAUGAUGAUACGUUAGUUAAGAUGCCUCCAUCUCUCUAUUCAUGUGAGAGAUUGGUCAACUUGAGUCUCCGCUGCGUGUACUUGGAUCAUCCUGAAUCUGUAACGUUGCCUUGUGUCAAGAUUAUGCAUCUAGAGAAGGUUAUAUACGCUUGUGAUUCGACUCUAGAGACUUUAAUAUCAAGCUGUCCUGUUCUUGAAGAGUUAACCAUAGUCAGUGACUACAAUGAUUCUCUGGAAGCUGUGCGUGUGCGUUCCCAGUCACUAAAGAGCUUCAGUAUAGAUUGUGAGCGUGACGAAAGUGAAGGUCAUGUUGUGGCAAUUGAUGCUCCAAGACUUGAGUGUAUGACUCUCAAUGAUCACAGGUCUGAUAGCUUCAUAAUACACAGUAUUGGUCCCUCUGCAAAGGUAAACAUUGAUGUUAGCUUUAAUGGGGAAGAUGAUGAGCCACUGGAACCAGAUGACUCUUCCAAGAUUACUAUGCUCAGUAAAUUUCUAACCGGGUUAUCUACCGUCAGCCACAUGACCAUCUCUGCUGAUACUCUAAAUGUUAUUCAUGAUUACUGUGAAAUGGAACAGCUACCUAAGUUCUCCAACUUGUCUUACUUGGAAGCUUGCUUCCAAGACACUAAGUGGGAGAUGCUACCAGCCCUCCUUGAGAGUUGCCCAAAUCUACACUCCGUCGUCUUGGAAUUUGAUUGUCUUACAAAGACCGAGCAGGUUGAUCUUUCAUUAGUGCCACAAUGUUUCAAAUCAUCUCUUGAGUUUGUUCAGCUGAAGACAAUUGAUGGUGUAGACAUGAGAAAGAAUGAGACACCACUCAUUGGAACACCAAGUAAGAUGAAAUUAGCAAAAUACUUCCUAAAGAAUGGGGCAGCUCUCAAGAAACUGACUCUAAGGGAGAGUUUCUGUACCUUCAUCAACCAAAUCAAAUCUAUUCCUAGACUCUCUAAGGGGUGUGAAGUUGUCAUGGAUUAGUUAAGCUAGCUUUGUUUUCUUCUCGUUGUGCUUUGUUAAAAUUCACUUUUUCUUUCUUAUUUCGUGGUAUACAUUGUUUAUUUUUAGUUUUUCAAGUUGGAGGAAGAUAUUAUUGACUUGUCUCAACACAAACCAUUUUUAUUCGCGAUGAAAGUGACGAUCAAGGCUUAUUUGGAUCA
This is a messenger RNA of Brassica napus (rape), 2630 nucleotides long. RefSeq names its product F-box/FBD/LRR-repeat protein At1g16930. Gene Ontology annotation, molecular function: protein binding. NCBI's taxonomy places the organism in Eukaryota, Viridiplantae, Streptophyta, Magnoliopsida, Brassicales, Brassicaceae. The transcript has 4 exons. The coding region runs from base 1105 to 2451 and encodes 448 amino acids. The record is from RefSeq and is a predicted model, not a curated record.